Molecule: messenger RNA, 438 nt
Organism: Echinostoma caproni
Lineage: Eukaryota; Metazoa; Platyhelminthes; Trematoda; Plagiorchiida; Echinostomatidae
Source: the annotation of a GenBank genome assembly
AUGGCGAAGGGAAAGCCGGCUGGUCUGAAGACGGCACGAAAGUUGGCGACACAUCGCCGGUCGCAAAGGUGGCAUGAUAAGCAGUACAAAAAGGCCCAUAUCGGAACGCGAUGGAAAGCUAACCCGUUCGGAGGUGCUUCUCACGCUAAAGGAAUAGUGCUAGAAAAGAUUGGUGUGGAGGCUAAACAACCGAACUCCGCUGUCCGGAAGUGCGUAAGGGUGCAACUUCUUAAGAACGGCAAGAAAAUUACGGCUUUCGUCCCGAGAGACGGUUGCUUAAGUUUCAUCGAGGAAAACGACGAGGUCCUGGUUGCUGGAUUCGGUCGUAAGGGACACGCCGUCGGUGAUAUUCCGGGUGUUCGUUUCAAGAUAAUAAAAGUAGCCAACGUUUCUCUUCGUGCUUUGUAUACACACAAGAAGGAACGACCUCGUUCCUAA